Messenger RNA from Adineta ricciae, 939 nucleotides. The record is from the annotation of a GenBank genome assembly. NCBI's taxonomy places the organism in Eukaryota, Metazoa, Rotifera, Eurotatoria, Adinetida, Adinetidae.
AUGUCUUUUUUUCGACGAAUCUUCGGCGGAAAUCAACCAAAUGAUAAUCUUCGUAUUAUUAUCACGCGUCAUGGUGAACGAGCUGAUCUUGCAUUGGGAAAGCAAUGGUUAAAUAAAAUGCUUCAGAAUGGCGGUCAGGAUCCUCGAAUACCACCGUUAGCUCAGCGUCCUCAAUUUCGUGAUUGGUAUUACGAUCCUCCUUUAACAAUUGAUGGCGAACACCAAAGUGCGAACGUUGGUCAAAAAUUACUUCAGAUGGGUUAUCAGAUUGACUACUGUUAUUCGUCACCAGCUUAUCGAUCGGUACAGACAGCUACUAAGAUCCUUGAAAGUCAAGGACGCAAGACCGUUCCAAUUAAUAUCGAACCUGGUCUUUUCGAAUGUCCAUCGUGGUACGCUGGCAAACCAUUCGUCUUUGUUCCUCCGGAGUAUCUUGCUGCUGAUAGAAGAUUCAAUGUUAAUCCCGGAUAUACACCGCUCUAUUCCGGUGUCGAUCCAACCGAAGAUGAACGUGUAUAUUACCGACGAUCUCGGCAUCUCAUUCGUGAAAUCAUUCGCGCACAUAAACAUCAAGGAGGAACCGUUUUACUAUCAGCACAUGGUGGUUCCAUUGAAGCAGUCACACGUGGUCUGCGUGGCUUACGACAUCGACGUGGUCGACCCGAACAUCUCAUUCAAGAAGCAUUAAGAGUCGAUUAUUGUAACUUUGCUAUCUUAGAACGUGAUGCACGUACUCGUGAUUGGAUCGUUCGAUUACCUGAAGCACAUAAUGCUCCUUACGGUGCAGAGCUAACUCGGCAAAGUAUCAUACCACUUUACGGUAUUAGCACACGACACAUUACUCCACAAACCGUGGGACAACUACGGCCACAUCCAUCGUCACACUCUCAUCGACGUCGGCAUCGACAUCAAAAUCAGUACCAUCAUCAUCAUCGUUAA